AUGCUCCUGGCCCUGCUCCGCCCCCCGCCUGAAUUCUUAACCAUCCCCAACCUCUUUUAUCUCUCCUCUCUCUCUCUCUCUCCCCUCCACUUCUCUCUCUCUCUCUCUCUCUCUCUCUCCUCUCUCUCCAGCUGUGCCGUGUUCUCUCAGCGUCGAGCCAAGUCAAAGAGGGAAAAAACGGACAAACGAACCAAACGAAUGGUUCAAACAAGUUUCAACCAUCAGAACCAUCAGGCAAAGGAGCUUUUCAGCCGUGUGCCCCUUCCUCCGGUUCGCUGCGCUCUCUCUCUCUCUCUCUCGUCUCUCUCUCUCGUCUCUCCACCGCAACCGUCGCAGCAGGAGCAGCAUCAACCACCACGCAGCAACCAUCAACAGCAACAACAACCACUUGAACGUUGUCGACCAGGUCGCCACACACAGACGGCCAUGAUGACUGAGCUGACGCAAUUGAGCUGGCUGCUCAAUGCCAACCCGCGCUGCGCUGCCCUGGAUGAUGAUCACUCCGCCAUGCACCAGCUGCCCUUCUCCAUGCUGCUCACGCCCAAGACCCCCCAGCGCCGCUCUGCCAAGGCAACCGCCGCCAACCGCAAGCUCAAGCGCGCCGAGCGUCAACAGCGCCGCCGCACCAUUGACAUGGACCCCACCUCGGCCAAAAAGAUGACCAACACAUCCACCAUCAACAACACCAACAACAGCUCGGCCAAGCGCCGUGCCCCCGCCAAGCUCGCCACCACCACCAACGACCAAGACCUCGAGUGGCUCUCCGCUCAUGCCCAGCUUCAAGCCCGCCUUGAUCGCCUUGUGGCCGCCGCCCUGGCCGUUGACCCCGAGGCCGCCAACGCUGCCCUCCUCCCCGCCAUGAUUGCCCUCGCUCUCAUGCACCACCGUGCCGUCUACGACCAAUCAGCCACCAACGCCACCCUCACCUCGGCCAACCCCGGACAGACCUCCACUCAAGUCGAGCGCUGGAUCCUUCGCUCCUUUCCCGCCCUCGCCCUCGCCGCGGCUGCUGAUCUGAAGAAGGGCGUCCGCAUUCACCUCGGCUCCCACUCUGCCUUUGUCCGCAAGCAACGCGGUACCGCUCGCACAACGUGGCGCGUUGAUGCCCAGUACAUGCCCACCCUCUGCAGCGAGCUCGAGCACUUUAUCAGUCGCGCCUCGGCCGUCAACACCUCCAGCUUGCAAGAUCACACCGCCGCGCCCAGCGCCAAGCGCCUCAAGCGCGCUUCCAUCCACCACGAGUCACGCAUCCUCAGCAGCGGCAGCUCAGACAUGUCCGCCAGCGACGCCGAGUCACUGCAAGCCGACAGCGGCUUUGAAGAGUUUGCCGAGCUCCUCCAUGCCUACGCUCAAGAGGAUGAUGACCUCGACAACAUGAUGAAGGAGCUCACUGCCGCUCUCCCCGAGCCCUCCCCCCGCGAACCCCAGGACCUCUCCUCCAUCUUUGGCGACUCGAUCAACCCCACCCUCUGGGUCCCCACUCUCGAAACCGGCGCCGAUGAUCUCACAGCCACCCUUUUCCGUGACCUCGAAGCCCUCACCGGCCUCGUCCCCGAUCAAGAGUCACUUGACCCCCUCAGCGCGGCUGCCUCCCUCAUUGACAUCCUCUGCUAGGCCCUCCACCCGUGCAUUUUAUUCUCGGUCCCCUCUCGGAAGCGGUGGCAUCAACCCUUCCCUGAUGACCCCUUUUUUUCCUCUUUUAUAGCCUUUAAUUGCCUUUUUUUUUCUUUUGUCUGCCUACGCUAUGGCAUGUCCUCCUUGUCGUGCCUUUUUUCUUCUUUUGAUCGUGGUACCUGUCUCGAGUGUCAUGGACUCGGCUGCGCGGCCUGUGGUCGCCUCCUUCAAGAGUGUUCAGCCUUGAGCCGCUCCCCGGGACACCCCUAUCUUCCAGUGUGAUUGCUUGGUUUAUUUAGAGCAUGCGUGUCAUCCAUGACAUGCACCAUUGAACAUAGUCUUAUGCAACCCCGCGCUCCCUUGUUGAACCUGGUCUUUCUCCUUUUUGACCAUGAAGACGCGUGGUCCUAACCGCCACCUGCCUUCCUUUCUUUCCAUAAUUUAAUGCAAAGCUUUU
Messenger RNA from Monosiga brevicollis MX1, 2071 nucleotides. RefSeq lists its product as uncharacterized. Bases 1 to 1614 code for a protein of 537 amino acids. The record is from RefSeq and is a predicted model, not a curated record. The transcript is spliced from 4 exons. NCBI's taxonomy places the organism in Eukaryota, Choanoflagellata, Craspedida, Salpingoecidae.